Molecule: messenger RNA, 3327 nt
Organism: Hylaeus volcanicus
Lineage: Eukaryota; Metazoa; Arthropoda; Insecta; Hymenoptera; Colletidae
Product: chloride channel protein 2-like
Exons: 5
Coding region: 1156-2148 (330 amino acids)
Biological process (GO): chloride transport
Molecular function (GO): voltage-gated chloride channel activity
Source: RefSeq, a predicted model, not a curated record
CAGUUGUCGUUCGACUUCAAAUUCGUGUGUACGCUCUUGUCUGGGAUCCAUAAAAUCUCGAAAGUCUUUUAGCAACACGUGGAACGUUCCGUGAUACACUUCCUCGCUGAGUCACGCUGUAAAACUUGCUAUCAGUUUGCGAUUUAAAGACCAGUGGGGUCAGCGAUUGAAUCGUAGCUGUGUUAAAAUAACUGCGACAAACUGUGUUACAAUAAAACGAUUUGGGGCGGUGCGAUUAGACUGCAGAUGGUGUAACUGAUUCGUUGACUUUCCGCCUGACGAGAAAAUAAAUCCAAGGAAUCUGUGUAAAUAAUGGCACCACUGCGAAGAGUCAUUGGAAUUGAUGAGAAUUCGAGACAGUAAAAUGAAACAGAAUUGUUUCGUUGACUUUUGAUGUAGCACGUGAAUCCUAGUAUUUAUAUGCAUAAUACCUACACAAAUAAUAGUACUUAUAACUGCACGCAUAUAAUUCACAGUAAAUCGUCACCAGUGAAAAUACGUUGCGAAUGGUUGUGAUAAUUGGUGCAAUUUUUAUAUAACACUGCUAAAUAAACAUGUUGCAUUGUUCGAAAACGAACUAUUAUAAUAAUAAAAGGAUUAGCAAGUGAACAAGGCAAUCUGUGUAAAGUAAUCGCCAUUAGUGAUACACUAUAAGAGACCUUGAGACUUGAUGAAAAUUCGAUACAGCUGGAUAAAACAUAAAUUGUCUUGGAUUCACAACAGAGUAUCUCGAUUUUGUGACUACUGUCGCGUGGCAAAUGAAUCCUGGCAGCCACUAGGAAGAGAAAACAAUAGAAUCACGGUGAGUGAUUCGCAGUAACUGGCCGCCAAAAAUAUCGGAUUUUGGGCUUUGCCAAAAGGCAAAAAAAACAGAGAAAUGUUAACGUGCAAAAGUAAUUAAUUAGUCAACAUCAGCGGAUUGGAAUCUAGAACAACUAACCUUCGUGAAAGGGAGAAGCUUGUUGAACUGAAGAAUUGCGUCAAUUGACUUGACGAGCAGAGAAAAUGUGCAAUCGAUUGUCAGUGAAUCGUAAAGCUUUCUUGUACUCCAGGAAUACCUCGUCUGUGACUUGAUCGCUUGAACGAUUGAAGAAUUCGGUGACCUUCCGGUUGGAUCCCCAGCUAAAGCUUCGAAGGAUCUUCGAUUCAGUUUUCAUGCCGGCUUUCGUUCUGAACAGGGCUUAUUUCGUCUGUAACGAUGAGUAUCCUAUGUAUGGUCGCUACACGAAGGACCUGGGUGAGUAUGCAAAAGAAGAGGCACGGAAGCUGAAACACCACGAAAAAGCACGACAGAAGUAUGACAAGACAACGGCAGAGGGUCUACGAAAGUCGAGGAGAGGACCUUUGUGCAGGAAACUGCUCGCAUUGCUGGCCUUCGCUUGGAAACACACUGGAGCUAGACUAGGCGAAGACUGGGUCUUCCUGGCUUUGCUCGGUGUCAUCAUGGCAUUGAUCAGUUACGCGAUGGACCGUGGAAUUUCCAUGUGCAACAACGCCAGGAUAUGGCUUUAUCAAGACCUCACGCAUCAUCCAGCGCUUCAGUACCUGGCCUGGGUGGCACUACCAGUGUGCCUGAUCCUCUUCAGUGCUGGUUUUGUGCACAUAGUUGCACCGCAAAGCAUAGGAUCUGGCAUUCCGGAGAUGAAGACCAUCCUACGUGGUGUAGCUUUAAAGGAGUACUUGACCUUCCGCACACUGGUCGCUAAGGGCAGGCUGUCACCCAAGAUAUCAUCACCUGUCUUUAAUAGCAGGAAUAGUAUCAUCAAGGCGUUCGAGAUCAUGAAAGUCCUUCAUACCUCAAUGGAGAUUUUAUUGGCAUCCUUGUCGGCAGUCACAUAUAAACAAUAUGAAUCAGCGUGGAGACAGUGGUGGCAGUUCUACGUGUUGUCAAGUGAAGAUUUUUAUAGACCUACGCGGAAUAGUUUGUUAAGGUUUCUUACAUAUAGAUUUAAGAAUGGUAUUGAAAAAAUAGUGCCACCAAGACCAAAGUAUAACUUUACCUGGGGUGUAUCCGUUGUUUUAAAUUACUUAAGAACAUUAGAUCCCUUGUCGGGUUUAAGUUUACAAGAUUUAACGUAUAAAACGGUGACUUUAAUAGCCUUUUGUACCGCCCAUAGGGCCCAGACGCUAGCCAGUAUUGUAACGUAAUCAGGACGUAAGGAAAGAAAUAAAAACGUCGUAGUACUUCGAUCCGCGUGCUCUUUAUUUCGCGUCCGAAAAACGAAUGCCUUCCAACGCAACGGUCGGCGAUCGUCAUUUCUUUUCGGCGCGACGCGACGUGCUCGCUGCACGCGUCGCGCCGGUUUUCGUACGCUACGCGUGUAACAAUACUCUUACAAAUUCGGCCAAUCCUGACCAUGUCCGUCCUCGGACAUUAAUAUUUACGCCAAGGUCGCAUGUUUGAGGACUCCCAGGUCCCUUGAUACGGUUUUUGUGAUAUUUGGAACUCGUCGAUAUCCGCGACUACGUACCGAUCGUUCCAUAACUUUUUUAUUAUCUCGUAAGGUCCUCGGACUUAGGUAACAGUUUUCUCCCUACUCCGGGCGUACUAUCAAAAUUCCGGAUCAUUACAUAAUCACCGACGCUAAAUUCGCACUUAAUCAGACGAUGUUUUUUGUCGUAGUACGCUUUAUUAUAUUGUUGCGAUCGCGAAAUCUUGUUCUCUGCUUUGUCCCUUAGCCCCUCUAGGUCCCGCUCGUUGUUCGCAACGGUAUCGAGAUAAUCGCGGAUCCCGUCGAUGACUCUGCCCCGCUGCGCCACCCCGAAAAGCAGUUUGCUCGUAAACUCACCGGUCGAAGCGCUUAUGCUGUUAUUUAAAGCGUAUUCAAUAUCUGGUAGCGUCUGAUACCAGUGCUUCCCGCCUGACUCAUCGGUGAGCUUCGCGAGCAUAGGUGCCAAAGUUCUGUUGAACCGCUCGCCAAAGUUCUGUUGAGCCUCCUGUUUGUUCCGCCGUUUUCCGUUGCGUCGGCUCGGCGGGCAAAGGUAUUUUUUUCCAUUGUGCUCAUCAUUUCAUCCGUAGAGCGAAAGCGAUGCAUCCUCUUGAUCCCUCAAGUUCAUAUUGGGAAUUCCGCGUAUCGCGUAUUCGAUGAUUUCGAGCUCUUGCAAAGAGACUCUGCCGGCCAAAAUAAUUUUAUCGUGGAGAUAGUCUGCGAAUAUUUCUCCCGACUGCCAAACACGUUUCUCGCACUCUUCACGUAAUUCUAAACCACUCUUUCAAUGUCCAAACAUUUUCCCCAUUCUCUCGAGUAGUUCCGUGCAGCUUAAAUCUACGCAGUCCGCCUGUGCGAUGUACCACUUCAGCCGUAUAAUCACUUUGCCGUAUAAUCA